AUGAACUCUUUACUAAAAGCAGAAUAACCAUAUUUAGAUUAACAACGCAAAUCUACAAUCAGCCCAGAGAUACGAAAUAAUAUAUAAACUACACUACAUAGAAGGAUAAAUCAUUCUUAAGUGGAUUUAAUAACUCCUAUUACAGUUAAACAAAAUCACAAAAAGUAGGCUAUAACGCAAGGUUUACAAUAGUUGUUAAAAUCAAGUCCAUAUUCAAAAUUAGUUCAAUAAAAAUCUUAAUAAUAACUCUAAAUCUAAGAUAGUUUUUCUUAACAAUAUUUGAAUGGAUAUGCUCCUACUCCAAAUUAAUUAUCAUCACAAUUACUUUUCAAACCUGACAUUCGCACUCCUUCCUUAAAUUCCACUACAUCAAGUAGCAUUAAGCCAAGGAUGAGAAACAAUAUAAAAGAUCUAAUGCAAAAAAAAUCUUUUGAUUCUAUUAAUGUUACUUCUAAUAGAGAAAAAGAGAGAUAAACGAUUUCCCAAUUAUAAAAUAUAAUACAAAGAUCCUCAAUAUUAUUAAAAUCCUAUAAGGACGAAUUACAAAAACACAUAAAUGAAAAGUAGGACUUAAUCAAAUAAAUUUAAUUAUUAGAACAAAUUAGAAUUAAGCAAUGA
This is a messenger RNA of Paramecium primaurelia, 618 nucleotides long. The record is from the annotation of a GenBank genome assembly. NCBI's taxonomy places the organism in Eukaryota, Ciliophora, Oligohymenophorea, Peniculida, Parameciidae.